Molecule: messenger RNA, 2688 nt
Organism: Botrytis cinerea B05.10
Lineage: Eukaryota; Fungi; Ascomycota; Leotiomycetes; Helotiales; Sclerotiniaceae
Exons: 5
Coding region: 978-2000 (340 amino acids)
Molecular function (GO): heme binding; oxidoreductase activity, acting on paired donors, with incorporation or reduction of molecular oxygen; iron ion binding
Source: RefSeq, a predicted model, not a curated record
GACAUCAUGGGAUCUUAGUGGAACUUAUUUUUGUAUUUCUUCAUUUAUCUAUGCUACUUAGCAGAUUGACAAAGCCUUUCGAUGUCUCUCGUAUUUAUUUCUUUUGGCACAUGAUAAGAUAGCAUAGGCGCUUCUGCAAUGUAACCAACUUACCGUGGGCUGAAAAUGGCGUUUUAUCACAAGAUUGUAACCUCAGCUUGACCUCAUCUCACCAGAACUUUAGUAUUAAAGAGCUUCAAUCCUCCUAUACCAGCGGUUCAUCUUGAGUCAUCUCCUAUACUAAACUUCCGCUCACUACUGAUCACUACUCACGAUGACAAUGGCGGAGACCUUCACAAUAAUGAUGGCAGCUAUCGCAUGCCAAGUUCUUCUUUCCCCCAUUCCCGAACCAUCCACCAUAAAAGUUAUAUCUGUCUAUCUCUCAUCGAAUUGCGCUCUCUUUUUAUAUCUUACUUUUGCAAGUACCGGAAUCCUUCAAAUUAUCAUUCGUAUUUUUACUUCGAACGCAACCUUUCUCCUUACUGCGAUUAUUAUUACUGCAUUUCGUCGGCUAUACUUCUCUCCAUUAUCUCACAUUCCCGGACCAGCACGUUUCGCUCUCACGAAAUUAUUCAUUGCUAAUGAAUAUCGACUCGGGCGUGUAUCCUAUACCAUCAAGGCUCUCCAUCAAGAAUACAAAAGUGAUGUUGUUAGAAUAGGUCCCAACGAGGUUUCCAUCAUCAAUGCGGACGCGGUAGCUAAGGUAUUCUCGGGGAAGUACCCAAGAGGUACAUUUUAUGAGAUUGGAGCUAUCAAUGGAGAGGUCAAUGUAAAUACUACCAGAGAUUAUGGGAAACACACUCCUUGGAGGAGAAUCUGGUGAAUCUACUGUAUUGUGCAUAUGUGUAUAAUUUGGUUCUGACUUAAGCAGGGAGAAAGGUUUUGUGAGCAGUGCUAUCAAGGAGUAUAACACGAGGGUGGAAAUCCAUGUGGAUAAAAUGAUACAAAUAUUGGUCAAAGCAGACGGGAAAGAGGUUAACGUUUCAAAGGCAAUGGAAGACCUUACUUUCGAUAUCAUGGCAGAUUUGAGUUUCUCAAAACAUUCCGGUCUGCAAGAUGGUACAGGAGACAACUCAUAUAUGUCAUAUGUUCAUAAGUAUUUGUCAUUCAGUGUCAUCAUCGCAUCCCUACGGAAUCUAGCACAGCUUCUUACCUACAUGCCCGAAACGUUCGAUGUUCGAACUUUUCGCGAGAAAGGCGAAAAAAUGCUUAUGGAACGACAAGAACAUGGUUCAACUUAUCGAGAUAUCUUUUCCUACUUAUUAUCCACAGAUUCAGAUGGUGGUGAGAAGUUUACUCAAAAGGAGUUGAACUCCAAUGCCAAUUUAAUCAUCAUAGCUGGGUCAGAUACUACAUCUUCAACAUUGACACAGGCGUUUAGAGCACUAGCGAAAGAGCCACGAAUAUUCUCUAAACUUCAAAGAGAAAUUGAUGAAAUAUGUUCAGUCAUGGGUAAAGACAAGGAAAUCACUAUUGAUUCUAUCAGGAAUCUAGAAUAUCUUAACGCGUUUGUUGACGAAAUUCUUCGAUUAUAUAAUCCCAUCCCAUCGGGCCCUCAUGCAACGACUUACCCACAAGGUAUUGAGGUUGAAGGCGUACAUAUUCCAGGAAAUGUACAGGUCGAGAUGUCGCAUUUGGUGCUUAUGACAGAUGAGCGAUAUUUUCCACAGGGAAAAAGUUUUAUUCCGGAACGAUGGACAAAUGAAAGACCUGAGUUGGUAAGAGAUAGAAGGGCGUAUAUACCAUUUGGUUAUGGUGUUCAUUCAUGCGUAGGCAAAACCCUGGCGCUCCAUGAACUGCGUCUGGUCAUUGCGCGUAUAGUCCGCACAUUUGAUAUCCAGUUCGGUCACUCGCAUGAUGAUGUACUAUUUGAAAGCGAAUGGAAGGAUUAUAUGGCUGUUAAGAUUGGAAAUUUGUGGGCACGAUUCCUGCCGCGAAGGCUUGAGAAUAUCGCAGCGUGAAAUCUGGAUAUUGGUAUUGGUUUCUAUCUGUCCGUAUCUUCUUAGUCCAAGAAAUACUAUAGGUUCAAGUGAAUCUCACAUAACCCUCUUAAUAGCCCAUCGCCGAGUACAUUUAUUCAGCCACCAAAUACCACACACAUCACCACAGAAAAUUGUAUAACCUUAAAAGUGAAUAUUUCAACCUCCGGCUCCACUUCCGCUCACCUUUAUAGCCCCCCAACUCUCCUGUUUCAACAUCCGAGGAAGCAGACAGCGUGGCUCAAUGGUAAUUAAACUUACUAUGGUCGCUUAAAUCAAUGAAAGGCGUCGGGCGAGGUGACAUGAAGUUCUGUUCGAGCGAAGCUUGGCGAUGGAUGGAUUGCAAAGCCGCACAUUGGCAUCCAGUAUACGGUCAAUCCUGUAUAACCUGAUGGGUACGGUAAUGAGUGUUUCUGUGUAUAUGCUUUGUCGUGGGGUUUGGGGGAUUUGUUUUUUAGUGGGACUUCUUUUAAAAGGGGGUUCGGAUGAAGGGGGGGGGAGGGGGAUUGUUGGGUUUAGUGAAUGGUUACAAUUGUGAUUUAAGAUGAUAUUUCGGGUAAAUCACCCGCUGUAAAUCAGCUUCCUUUCUGGUACUGCUAGCGGCUCGAUCAAGAUUUAUAAAAUGAGAUUUUGUAGGAAUAGUAAGAGUACAAUGCACAAAAUUCAAACA